AGGAUAGUUGAGCGAUUACGUAAAUGUCCCGCGACACGAGCUCGUGCCUCUUCGUGAGCUACGCGAGGCGCACAAAACAAUUGUCGAGUACUAGCGAUAUUUUGGAGCUCAGAGAAAAAACGUUGCGUUUGAAAACAAACAACAGCUUGUGGAAAUGACCGUCUGCAACUUUUUUCUUCAGGGACGGUGUCGUUACGGCGACAAAUGUUGGAAUGAGCACCCGAGAGGAGGAAAUAGUAGUAAUACUACUAGAGGAGGAGGUGGAGGAGGAGGAGGAGGAGGAGGUGGUGGAGGAGGAUACAACAACAACAACAACUACAACCGAGCUCCUGCUCAGCAGCAACCUAGAGGAGGAGGAGGAGGAGGAGGAGGAGGAGGAGGGUUUGGAAACAGAGUUUGGGUGAAUCCUUCCCAGCAAAAAGUUGGCUAUAUCCAGCCUUCAUCUUUCUCCUCUCAUGGAACUGAGGAGUGGGGUCGAGGAGGAGUCGGAAGUGGAGGAGCUGACUGGGGUCAAGAAGGAGCCGGAGGUGGAGGUGGGGGAGCUGACUGGGGUAGAGGAGGAGGUGGAGGAGGAGGAGGAGCUGACUGGGGCCGAGGAGGAGGAGGAGGAGGAGGAGGAGGAGGAGGAGGCGGCGGCGGCGGAAAUGACUGGGGCCGAGGAGGGAGACGUGAUAACGUGAAGAGCUCCGAAUACAGCUUCUCUGCUCAAAACCGAUUUUCAACGCUUGCUACUCCCAGCACCUUUGACAGGGGAGGAGGAGGAGGACAGCAGGUGCCACCUGGUGAAGAAGAUGAUGACAAAAAACUGGAGAUCAUUCAGAUGGACAUGGACAUUUGGGAGAGUUCAGGGCAGUGGGGCUUCUCGUGUUAUUCCAGCUUCAAGGCACCUUUAUCUGGUUUCACUGAUCUUUCUCCAGAAGAGCUCAGGCUGGAGUAUUACUCCACAAGAGCUUCAGGAGAUCUGCAGGGCUAUGUUAACGGUAUCAGUCAGUUGCUCAACCAAUGGAGAAGCAGAGUCCAGGAACUAAAGGUUAUGAAUCCAGCCACGCGCGCAGCUUUGCUUGCAGAGAUAAACAACCCAGCACCUCAGGCAUCUUCAAGUGGAUUCGGUUCAGCGACAGCGACUGGAUUUGGAUCCUCUGCAUCCGGCUUUGAAAGCAAAGGCUUCGGGGCUCCAGCUCCAGCACCGGCCCAGGCCAACACUUUCAGCUUUGCUGAUCCAAGUGGUGGAUUUGGUUCUUCGGCUGCACCACCCUCCUCCGCAGGUUUUGGCAGUGCCGUAGCAGCUCCUACGCAACCUCCCUCUGGAUUUGGUUCCUCCACUGCGGCCGACGCUCCUUCUUCUUUCUCCUUUGCGGCUCCGCCAGCCAACAAGCCAGCAGCCACUUCAGGAUUUGGCUCUGCCUCUGGGUUCAGUUUCUCCUCGACGCCGAACAACGCAGGAGGAUUCGGUAGCAGUUUCGGGGCCGAAGCCCCUGCUGCAGCAGGAAGCAACAGUAGUUUUGGACAGGCGAGUGGAGGGUUUGGGACGGCUGCUGCUCCACCUACAGCAGGAGCCGGGUCUGCCGGUGGGGCAUCAGACAGUCUGUUUUCACACAAGAGCAAAAUGACUCCAGAGGAACUGAAUCAGUUCAAGGCCAAGAGGUUUACUCUAGGUCAGAUUCCUUUAAAGCCUCCCCCUGCUGACAUGCUGGUGGUAUGAUGGAAAGGACUUUUGAAAUAAAGAGAUAAUUUAUACAAAGUGAAGUUGUUCUGCAUAGUGUGUCUGUUUAAAUCAAAGUAAUUCUACUAUUUUUAAGAUAUGGAUAAUGUUUAAAUACUUCAGAUCCAUUCUCGCUUUGGUUCCAUUUAAGAUGUUUGUCAUAUAAAGUGCUAUUUUCAAUUGAUUGAUUGAAUGUAUUCAAGGAUUUUUCUGAAUCUGUUCACCAACUUGUACAUUUCCCGUUUGUUGAGAUGCUGACAGUAAACUGAUCAGUGGACGA
Molecule: messenger RNA, 1982 nt
Organism: Cottoperca gobio
Lineage: Eukaryota; Metazoa; Chordata; Actinopteri; Perciformes; Bovichtidae
Gene: nup42
Product: nucleoporin 42
Exons: 7
Coding region: 155-1702 (515 amino acids)
Molecular function (GO): metal ion binding
Source: RefSeq, a predicted model, not a curated record